Molecule: messenger RNA, 3082 nt
Organism: Lonchura striata (white-rumped munia)
Lineage: Eukaryota; Metazoa; Chordata; Aves; Passeriformes; Estrildidae
Source: RefSeq, a predicted model, not a curated record
UAAAUAACGGCGUGGCUGUCACUGUCGCCUGUGAGAACCAUCACCACCCCUCUGGGAGAGGAUCCAAGCAGAGCAGAUUCCCAUGGGGCUGGCACAGUGCCUGGCAGCUGCCUUCCUCUUCCUCCUCCUGGGUCUGACUGCUGGCCAGCGGGUGGUGACUGUCCAGGAGGGACCCCUCUACCGCGUGAGGGGGUCCCACGUCACCCUGUGGUGCAAGGUGAGCGGCUACCAGGGCCCGGCUGAGCAGAACUUCCAGUGGUCCAUCUACCUGCCCUCGGCCCCCGAGCGGGAGGUGCAGAUCGUCAGCACCGUGGACCCCUCGUUCCCCUACGCCAUCUACACCCAGCGCGUGCGCGGGCGCGGCAUCUUCGUGGAGCGGCUGCAGGGGGACGCCGUGCUGCUGCACAUCACCGAGCUGCAGGACCGCGACGCCGGCCAGUACGAGUGCCACACGCCCAACACCGACGAGAGGUACUUCGGCAGCUACAGCGCCAAGACCAACCUCACGGUGAUUCCAGACACACUCUCUGCUUCCAUGGCACCCCAGGCCCUCAGUCACAUGGAAGGGGAUGCGGUGGAGCUGACCUGUGAGGUGUCCAAGUCCACUGCCCAGCACACCCAUCUCUCAGUUGGCUGGUACCUUCUUCAGGGAGCAGGAGAGCACCGUGCCAAGGAGAUCCUCACCCUCUCCAAGGACUUCAUCCUGAAGCCAGGGCCCUCUUUUGAGCAGAGGUUUCUGGAGGGGGAUGUGCAGCUGAACAAGGUUGGGAACACCACGUACAAGCUCAUCAUCAGGGAAGUGAAGCCAUCUGACCAGGGGCAGCUGUACUGUGAGGCAGCUGAGUGGAUUGAGGAUCCUGACAAGACAUGGAAGGACAUCUCCCGCAGUCAGACAGAGAGGACUCGGCUGGCAGUUUUGGGCCAGGGCAGUGACUUCUCCGUGGACAUCACUGCUGCUGAACCCUCCCUUUCCGAAGGGGACACCUUGCAGCUCACUUGUGUGCUGGGAGCCCCAAAGAACAGCAACUUUAAAGUGAUCUGGCUCCUCAAUGACAUGGAAGUGGCCAGGGUUGACCCCCAUGGGGUAUUGAUUUGGAAGGAAGAAUACGAUGAGAGAGCCAAGCUGGGACAGCUCCGAGCAUUCAAGCCAAGCAACACAAUUUAUGUCCUCACCAUCUCUGAGGUGGGGCUGAAGGACAAGGGUACAUAUCAGUGCUCUGUGUCAGAAAUGAAGUCUCCUGGGGACUUGCACAGCAUCCAGACCGUUGUGUCAUCAGGCAUACAAGUCGACGUGAAGCCAAUAGAGAGCCGCAUGCGCCUGGCCGUGUCCACCAGCACUCCCCGGGUGACGGCGGGAGAGCCCCUGGUCCUGCGCUGUGAGGUGCAGGGUGCCACCGGCCCCGUGUCCCUGCGGUGGUGGCACCUGCCGCCGCGGCUCCCGGGGCACAGGGUGCUGGUGGCCACCAUGGAGCAGGAUGGCAGCCUGAGCCUGGGCAGCGCCUACCAGGACGGGAGCGCUCGGGGGAGCCUUUGGCUGCGGAAGGAGAGCUCCGGCACGUUCACCCUGGUGAUCCCCAGCACGCUCGAGGAUGACGGAGGGCAGUACAGGUGCGAAGCAACGCAGUGGUCCCGAGGCCAGAGCUGGACAGGGAAGGGGGAGGCAGCAGUGACGGUCAGCUCCAUGGGUCUCGGUCUGCACGCCACGCUGAGAAGCCGAACUGCCUCCGUCAGUUACGGGCAGAGUUUUGAGCUCUUCUGCCAAGUAGAUGCCAGCUACGCCCUGGAGGAGGUGCCGCUGUCUGUGCGGUGGCUUUUCCAGCCCAGCCCACCCACGGGUCCCUCACACGAGCUGGUCCAGGUCUUUCCCAAUGGCACUGUGCUCUGGGGGCCAGCACAGCCACACUUCCAGGGGAAAGCCCAGCUGGUGAAGACUGGCACCUCCUUCAGGCUGCACAUCCACGGUGCCCUGCCUGCCAAUGAGGGGACGUACCAGUGUGAGGUGGAGGUCUGGAGGAGGAACAUCCUGCCCCUGGGACAGUCAGCAGCCAGCACCAGCUCCAAUGCCGUGGGAAUAAAAGUGAUGCUGCCAGAAAGCAAGCUGCAGGUUGCUACGACAGACAGCUCUGUGGAAAUUGCCAACGGUAACGCAGCCAUCGAGUGCAGGAUUGUGUUUGCCCAGAAUAAUUCACAGUUUGCUGUUACCUGGUACCUCCUGCCUCCUCUGGCAGGUGCAACACCCCUGCAAAUCCUCAGGGCCAACUACAGUGGCAUACUGGAAUACGGGUCUGAAUUCAGCUCUUCUGCACAGAAGUCCCGGUUCCUGAGCCACAGGGUGUCCAGCAACAUAUUCCAGCUGCAGAUUCUGUCUGCAAACCUUGGGGACCGGGGCAGGUACUACUGUGUGGUAGAGGAAUGGCUCUGGCUGGUGGAUGGCUGGUACAAGCUUGGAGAGGGAACAUCGGGAAGGACCACGCUGAACUUCAAACUCUCAGAGCGCGAGCUGCAGAUGGACAAAAGCAACCACAGCCUCUCUGCGAGGGAGGGCGAGGAGGCGACGCUGCCCUGCCGGCUGCAGGGUGCUCCCCUGCCCGGCUCACAGCUCUCGGCCACCUGGUUCCAGGUGACGAGCAGUGGCCGUGACAGCGCCCUGCUGGCCCUGCAGCCCGACGGCACCGUGGAGUACCCCGAGGAGCGCCUGGCAGCCCGGCUGUACCUCCGCCGCCGCUCCGCUGGCGACUUCGGCCUGACGCUGAGCAGCGUGGAGAGGGGAGAUGCCGGGGCCUAUUACUGCCAGCUGCAGGAAUGGCAGCAGCAGAGCGAGGGGAAGGACUGGGCUGUGCAAGCCUUGGCAUGCUCAGGGUACACCCAGCUCACCACCGUGCCUCCAGAGUCGACUGUUCUAUCUAGGAUCUGCUCAUCCCCACCACUGCUGAACUUCAUCUUAUUCUUACCACUGGUUCUGAUCCUUCUCCUGGCCCUUGCUCUCUUCUGCUGGUACUGCAAAUUCAGGAAAAACAAGAAGGGCAACAUCACAGGGUGGAUGAUGGAACUGGAAGGGAAUGAAGAGGCCAAGAAAACUUAG